AGAGCGCGAGCCAGUAGCCACAGAGAGCACAGGCGAGCGAGGAGGACGGAGCGGAGAGUGCCAGAGCGCACACACAGACCGGAGUCAUGGAGAACAGAUCGCCCUUCAGGAGGACUUUGCCAUCUAACGGACUGCGACUUUUAACAUCACUUCUCACCUUUUACGGACUUACCUCAGGUGUGAGCAGUAACCAGGUGAUUGUUCCUGAGAAAGUGAAUGCAGUGCUGGGGAAGAACAUCACACUGGGUUGCAGAAUAGAGGUGGGCUCCAACCUCACACAGAGCUCCUGGGAACGCCGUCUUCCCUCAGGCACCAUUACCUUGGCAGUGUUCAACCCCGAGUUCGGAAUCUCCAUCUCUCCGGACUACGCCAAGCGCAUUUCGUUUGUUUCCCCCUCAGUACGAGACGCUACCAUUACCAUUGAAGGGGCUGGCUUUGCAGAUGUCGGCUCCUACACCUGCAAAGUGGUAACAUUUCCUCUGGGCAACACACAGGCAUCAGCCUAUGUUAAUGUAUUAGUGGAGCCAAAGGUGUAUGUGUCCGCCAGCCCCACGGCUCUGCUGGACGGUGGGAACGAGUCACUGGUGGCUACCUGCAUAGCCGAGCGCGGCCGUCCCGCUGCUGAGGUUUUCUGGGAGACGGGGCUGUAUGGACGAAGUGAGAAGCAGAGUCAGCACGAGCCCAACGGCACAACCACCGUACAAGUGCACUACAUGUGGCAGCCGCAGAGCUACGCCCAGGGGAAGAUGCUCACAUGUGUGGUGCGCCACCCGGCCCUGCAAACAGAGUUCCGCAUACCAUACAUACUAAAUGUUCAGUUUGCACCCGUGGUAUCGAUAAUAGGAAUUGAUAAAAAUUGGUUUGUGGGUCAAGAGAAUGUAAAGUUCAUCUGUGGAGCCAAAGCCAACCCACCUGCCCGUCACUUCACAUGGACCAGGUUGGAUGGAUUGAUGCCCGAGGGUGUUGAGAAAUCAAACAAUAGCUUUGCUUUCACUCGCCCGUUGGAGCGCAAUGACUCUGGAGUGUACCGCUGUGAAGUGAUAAACGACAUCGGUCUGCACAGUCAAGAUGUGAACCUCUGGGUACAAGAUCCUCCCCCCACCACGGCUGCCCCCAGCACCACUGCAUCCCUCCUCCACGACACAUCUGGAACGGGCACCGCCGCGGACCAGCGGAGAGCCCUGUUCACCUCCCCGACCCUGGCCUCCCUACACGACAGCAGCCUGGGUACCAUAGUCGGCGGGGCUGUGGGCGGAGUUUUAUUCCUGAUUCUCCUGCUGAUCCUUGGCGGGGCCUGCUUCAUGCGACAGCGCAGGACCUUCAGAGGGGACUACUACACCAAACAGUACCUGGGACCCUCCGACAUGCAGAAGGAGUCUCAGCUGGACGUGCUGCAGCCGCAUGAGCUGCAGGAGGUCUACGGGGACAAGACGAGCAAAGGCAGCCAGGAGCUGAAACCCAAACUGGGUGGAGACAUCAUUUACCCCGACUACACCCCUGACCACAAGGAUAGGGAUGACUGGGCCGACAAGGGGGAUAACCACAGGGGCCUCAAGGAGGGAAACUACUACCCAGAUCACUACAACACCCAAAACAUGCACCCCUGCGGGCCUCCUGUGCACAGCCCCACAGUGAACAACGGCUCCCCCUACCUGCCGGAGGACUGCUAUGACAAUGGUACAGACAGCGACUACGUGUCCCACAUGGACGGAUCUGUGAUCUCACGCAGGGAGUGGUAUGUUUGAGGAGCCGAUGAAAAAAAACGAACAAAAUGAACAGGCUGACUGAGAAUGAUUUAACAGGUGACAGAUAUAAAUAUCAUUAAAGGCGUCAUUUCAGUUAAAGGACGAAUACAAUUUCUCAGCUCAGUAUCACAACGAGCUCUUUGAACAAUACUGCUCUGCCUUGAUUGUAACCACUUAACCUUAAGGACAUGUUUGUGGAUUGUAUUACACUUUUGAAGCAUUUCAAGGAGCUACAAAUGGUCUGCAACGCCUCGGUGAUGUUAUCUUUGUAGGCUUAAGAGGCUUUGGCAUACAGUGAAGUUUCAACCGAUGUGAAUGAGGUUUUGUAUACUGCUUGUUUGUGUUUGCACCUGUCUUUAACACAGGUCAAAGGUCAGGUGUUCAGCUUCUUGUUAGUGAAGUAUUUAUAUCCCUGAGCUCUACUCCCAUAAAACCUCACAACUUCUGUGGCAUUUUUCAUAAUGGUCUUUUGAAUACUUCCAGCGUUUUCAUACUGUUGAAAUGUUUAUCAUGGCUGCAACCAGUAUUUAAAGCAAAUUAUAUUGCAUGAGUUUUCUAAAAGCAAAAUGUAUCAUCUAGUUAAAGGGAAGGUUUGUCAUCCACAUGAUUAAAAGGGAGAAUCACACAGGCAUUGUUCUGAGGGAAUAGCAAAAUGACUGACGCUAGUACAUUACAAAGUAAAAUCCUUCUAAACCUUUGGUUAAGUUCUUUGGCUUCUGUGGCUUUUGCAAUCUCGCAGUAUCUUCUGUAAAUUAUUCAUGAAAUGGUACGCUGGCACCUGACAGAGAGAGAGGCCACUCCCUGUGGAAGUACUUUUAAUUCCAGCUUCAUUUCAGCUUAUCUGUUUCAAAGAGAUCUCUGUUUUCAAAGUUUAAAUCCUUAAGAUUUUAGUCCUGGUUGACUUGGCGACACACGUGGUUACCGUCGUAAGAGCAGGUGUGGUUUAAUACGGCAGCAAACGCUCUUUGAGCAGCUACUUUACAAGAAGAGCAACUGGUGAAUCUUGUAAAAAAAUAAAUCUUUUUGGUCCGCUGACAAAAAGAAAAAGAAAAUAACUGUUAUCUUGUUUUGUAUGCGCUUUUUACGAUGAACAAUCUCGGUCAGCGCUAAUUGUGUUUCCUGUGGGUUCUUCACAAUAAGAGCCCCGUGCUGGAUUACAUGCAUGCAUUGUUUCCUCUGAAUCUCUCUUGUUUAGUGUGGGAAUAACAGACCCGGACACUACCAAUAAAAACUAUAGCAAGACAAUUACUGCAGAAAAAAAUGCUGAUCAUAAGUGGUAUUAAAAUGGGGUUGGAUGUCAUUAUAGUCUUAAGGAUUAUAACUUUAACCAAAUACAUUAUUGUCAUUAGCCUACUGAAAUGUGUUAACAGUCACUUUCUUGCAGCAGAAAAAGCACAACUCCAUUAUUACAGUUGUCGGUAAACAUCAAAGGAAGCCUACCAGGCUUUGGCCCUUCUCCACUUAGCCAUGAUAACAGGCCUGUCUUUCCAUUUUCCCUCCUCUGUAUCGUCUGAUUUCUGUCUGCACACAAACACCAAUUGGUCAUUAUAGUUUUUAUUUUAAACAUGGGAUCAAAGCAGUGAGUUAUAAAUACCAGAUGUGACCAUCACAGCUGUCAUCAUCUGACGCUAUGUGGCUCCAUAAACCACCAACAGUCUCACUGCUCCCGCUCGACACUCCAGGGCCGUGAUUCAUGGGGGUAAAUAAGCAAAAUACUUGUUGGCGAGAAAAAGAAAGUCAGAGGGCGAAGAAAAGGGAGCACUAAUAAACUGAUCCUUCAGCUUUAUUAAGUACGUGUUUGAAGUACGAUUGCGCAAAUACCUCACAGCACAGUUGGAAACGCUGUGUGCGGCUGACAUCACUACUGAUCACAGAACAGGCUAUAAUGUUGGGGUUUGGCUCCUCAGCAGCUCCUCUGAGGAUAUACAGUGAUCAUGGAAACUAGAAAUUCAAUCCACGAGUGAAAAAAUUGGUUUAAGGACCAUCUAGGUUAGAGCUGUCUCUAAGGGUUAUUUCUAUGUUUCUUUUCCUACAAACAACAAACCCAGUUGAAACAAAAGAGAUGACAUCAUGAAUGAUCUCAUCUCUCAUUGCUUCAUUUGACCUUCCACUUUUCCACUUAGUGCUUCUUCUUUUUUUUAGUUGUUUCCUCAGGAGUGAUGCACGGAUCAAAGUGGCUUCACAUGAAAGGGAAAACCGUUCAUGUUUUGGAAAAGAUCCCUGUUUGAUCAAUUAUUUUGCUAGAAGACAAAACCAUAUACUUGCAACUUUACAAUCAGGACUGGGAGAGGGGGUCUCCUUUCUUAUUGGGGUUUUAUAGAUUGUGGGUACUUGUUUAACCCUUUCCCGCCCUUGGGUUCCCAUGCCAGGGCUUUGGUCGAAAGGUUUAGAUGUCUGAGAAUAAACUACUUUUAUCUCGCUCUCACUCUCAUCGUCACACACACGCACCCAUCCACCACACAUCUGCCACUGCAGCCCACAUUCGAAAAAGCAGUCCUCGCCUCAAACCUUCAGCUUUUUAAUUAACUUUUUUUUUUUUUCUCUCCCAUCGCAAUCGGCAACUAAAGUGCUCAAACUCGGUGAUAUAUAGCACAUCCGUGUCUGCAUGCACACAUUUUUAUUUUUUUUAUAUCUAUGUCAGACUCAUGGCUGUCAACAUGUUUCUUAUUUUGGUAAAGGCGCUCCACGCUGUCUCUGUUCUAAAAAUGAUCAUUUUCCUUCAGUAUCUGUUCAUCUCGUAAGACUGUUUGACAAAGCAAAGUGAGCUGAAGUCAUGAAUGUUUUUUGUUACGUUUUUUAUUCUUUUGGAUCACUUAUCAACUGGUUGCAUGUAAAUUAAGUUAUUCGUUACCUACUACGUUCAUUAUUUCUCAUCACUUAUGUUUAUAUACGUGUACAUAAUGCUAAUAGGUUAGCGUAGGAUUAGCCGUUUGAUUUAUAUGCUCAUGUACAGUUUGUUCUGGACUCCCCUACUGAAUAGUUGGUGCCUUAGAUGGGCUGAGCAAUGCACAGAAACUUUGAUAAACAACAAGCAUUAAUAUAAAGGAAAUUAAGACCGUCUAAGAGGAGGACCGACUGGACUGUUAAUAUGUCUUCCGUCUUGAUAUUUAAGAUUUGCUGUUAUCAAAAGAUCAGAAUAGACAAAAGGUUGAUUGUCAUGCCUUAUAUGCUUUAAAAGGACACAAGUAACAAGUUAGUUACUGAGUAAUAAGUAAAGUUUCACUGGGAAUUUAGACAAGCCAGACUCAAAGAAAAUAUUAUUGUCCUGUAAAUAUACUGGCUGUUUUUUUUUGGGGGGGGGAAAUCUUAUUUUUUGUAUGAGGUCUGUAAUUUUCACAGAGUAUUAGUUUAUCUUAUGUGCAUUCGAGAAUCUCCCUUCUCAUGAUACAGUAGUGGGUGAGCCUGUUUUCACUGCAUUUUAUAUUUGUUCUCGAGAGUAUGUUGUUUGAAUGAUUGAUGUCUCACAGGAAUCAGAGAUGAGAUUGUAGAUUGUAUUUUCUUUCCUUUGUUUGCAA
Molecule: messenger RNA, 5260 nt
Organism: Anoplopoma fimbria (sablefish)
Lineage: Eukaryota; Metazoa; Chordata; Actinopteri; Perciformes; Anoplopomatidae
Gene: nectin3a
Product: nectin cell adhesion molecule 3a
Exons: 6
Coding region: 87-1745 (552 amino acids)
Biological process (GO): heterophilic cell-cell adhesion; homophilic cell-cell adhesion
Cellular component (GO): apical junction complex; adherens junction
Source: RefSeq, a predicted model, not a curated record